GAUAAGAUUCCUUGAUAAUUUAAUCAAAAAUAUAUUUUAUUCUCACAAAGAAAUCCAGAAAAAAUAUACUCCUGCAAAAAUGUUUUGGCAAAAAUACUUGUUGGGAUUUACAACCAUUUCCUGUUAAUCCAGAGCAACACAGAACGCAGAUUUAGAAAAUUCACAAAUGCACCUGUGCUCCCUUCGCGUACAGGUUCAUGCACUCUAUGCGUUUGUAAUAAUGUGAAGGAGGACUAAAAGCAAGAGAAACCCCGGAACCACGAGUUGGGUCUGUCAGAUAUCGCCACCUUUCCUUCGUUUCUAAUCUGGGUUUUGAUCCAAAAACACUGGGAUUGUACAAAAAUGGAGAAAGGGAAAUACUCGGAAGAGUUGAAUGUGGCGGUGCGGGUGGUCCACAUGGCUUGUUCAAUGUGCGAAAAGGUGCAGAGACAAUUGCUUUCGACGAACCCUGAUCAGGUUAAGUCCAAGGAUGAUGAUUCCCUUGUUACUGUUGCAGACUGGAGUGUGCAAGCAACGGUAAGCUGGAUGCUCUGCAAAGCUUUUGACAGCCAAAAGAUUUCCAUUGUUGCUGAAGAAGAUAUCCAAACUUUGUCGAAGUCUGAGUCAAAAUCUCUAUUAGCAAUGGUUGUUAGUGCUGUAAAUGCAUGCUUGGCUGAGGCACCUAGAUUUGGUCUCCAAGGCCCUGAAAAAACACUAGAUGCUUCUCAAAUUCUUGAGGCAAUCAGCAAAUGUAGCUCAACUGGGGGGCGUUUAGGUAGGCAUUGGGUCCUUGAUCCUGUUGACGGAACGCUAGGUUUCGUGCGUGGCGACCAGUAUGCUGUUGCUCUUGCAAUGAUUGACGAUGGAGAAGUCGUAAUUGGAGUACUUGGGUGUCCUAAUUACCCAGUGAAGGAUGAUGGCCUAAACAAGUAUAGUCAACAAAAUGUUGUUAUGUCGAGAAUCUCAUCAGGGGAAGUAGGAUGUGUGAUGUACACAAGCAAAGGCAGCAGAAAAGCUUGGAUGCAACCUUUAAUUCGUUCUGAUAAGCGGUUUGAGUGGCCAAAUUCUGCAAAACUUAUACAGGUUUCUUCCAUUGAUGAUCCAGCACUGGCAACAUUGUGUGAACCAGUGGAAAAAUCUAAUUCAGACCAUUCCUUUGCUGCUGGAGUUGCUAAUACUGUUGGGCUAAGAAAGAAACCCCUGCGUGUAUAUAGCAUGGUCAAAUAUGCUGCCAUAGCUCGGGGAGAAGCUGAAAUCUACAUGAGAUUUGCAAGGUCUGGCUAUAAGGAGAAAAUAUGGGAUCAUGCAGCUGGAGUUCUCCUUGUGCAAGAGGCUGGUGGCAUGGUCACUGAUGCAGGAGGCCGCCCACUGGACUUUUCCAAAGGAAUAUACCUCGAAGGUCUUGAUAGGGGCAUAAUCGCUUGUUCUGGCUUUAAGUUGCACCAGAAAAUAAUUGCUGCUGUUUAUGCUAGCUGGGAAUCAUCAAACUUGUGAAAUUCUCUCAUUUGCCAAGAAACGAAACAUGAUGUUGGAAUGCUAUACUGGUAGUUGCUGCAAGGAGAAGAAGUUCUUAUCGGUGGAGUAGAGUUCUUCUUCACUUAUUUGGAUCUCUGAAGCACUCAAUAUUUCCCCAGUGCAAGAGAUGGGUUACUCCACGUUUGCCUCUCCUCUGACUUAAAUUGAUCUCUUACGUUCUACUAAAGAGGAAUCUUCAAACAUGGAGUAGCUUAUACUUUUAGUAACAUAGGGCCUUUUUCCCCAGGAGUGUAAACUUCGGCUGGCCUGUCUGCAUGUGGUAGUCGUCAUUAACAUACUGAGAGCAUAAUAUAGCAUACGAGCCAUUUCGACUAUUCGUGUAUAGUUAAUUACUCGCCAUAUGGAUUUCUUCCCUAUGUAAACCUUCACUAGGUUGCAAGUGAAGGAACAGUCUCUUCAUAUGGGUUAAGAUUGAGUUAGGUUGUUUUUAAGGAUCAGAACACAUGUUCAUUCACAUGCUUGUGAACUGUGCGGUAGACGGUUACCCGUUGGUUUUCUCAUAGUGUUCAAGAAUGUGCAUGGUUGCUAUGUCAUAGAAUUAAACAAUAACAGUCCCUAUGGUUUUUCUAA
This is a messenger RNA of Sesamum indicum (sesame), 2085 nucleotides long. RefSeq names its product HAL2-like protein (gene HL). NCBI's taxonomy places the organism in Eukaryota, Viridiplantae, Streptophyta, Magnoliopsida, Lamiales, Pedaliaceae. Gene Ontology annotation, molecular function: 3'(2'),5'-bisphosphate nucleotidase activity. The record is from RefSeq and is a predicted model, not a curated record. Gene Ontology annotation, biological process: sulfate assimilation; phosphatidylinositol phosphate biosynthetic process.